This is a messenger RNA of Hevea brasiliensis (rubber tree), 1424 nucleotides long. Its product is annotated as GDSL esterase/lipase At1g29670. NCBI's taxonomy places the organism in Eukaryota, Viridiplantae, Streptophyta, Magnoliopsida, Malpighiales, Euphorbiaceae. Gene Ontology annotation, molecular function: hydrolase activity, acting on ester bonds. The record is from RefSeq and is a predicted model, not a curated record. The coding region runs from base 114 to 1205 and encodes 363 amino acids. The transcript is spliced from 5 exons.
UCUCAAUUGGAGUUCUUGUCAUCGCCUUUGAUCUUUUUUAAAAUACCUUCUUCCUCUCCCUUUCAUUUUUUUUUUAUCAAAUUCUUGCAGAUUCUUGAUAUUUCAUUUCAGCAAUGAUUGCCAAGCAAUCAGAUUUACGCUGGUUGGUGUUUGUUCUGUUAACUGUUUCAAACCUGCAAUGUUGUGUUUUUGGAAAGCAGCAACAGCAACAAGAGCAAGUUCCUUGUUAUUUCAUUUUUGGAGACUCGUUCGCAGUUAAUGGCAAUGAUAAUGACCUUGAUACUUACAAAGCCAAUUACUUGCCAUAUGGGAGUGAUUUUCCUGCUGGUCCUACAGGAAGGUUCAGCAAUGGCAAGACCAUGGUUGAUGUACUUGCUGAGAAAGUUGGGUUGAAGGAUUACAUCCCACCUUUCAGAAAAGUUGGUAAUGGCACAGAAAUUCUCAAAGGUGUAAAUUAUGCAUCUGGUGCUGCAAUUAUGCAAGUGGAAACUGCAGGAAGCAAGGUCACUUCCAUUAGCCAACAGAUAAAUUUCCACAGGACAAUAGUCCGACGCAUUGACAACAUAUUUGGCAGCAAAUUCAAGUCUAACUAUUAUCUCCAGCAAUGCCUAUAUAGUGUUGGGAUUGGCAGCAAUGAUUAUUUGGUAGGCUACUAUACCCCAUCGAACAACGGGUCAGAACCAACCCGAAAAAUUCCAUCAGAGGAAUACGCGGAGAAACUUGUUGAUGGUUACUUGUUCAAUCACUUGAACAAUCUGUACAACUCUGGAGCCAGGAAAAUUGCUAUAUUUGGGCUUGGGCCAUUGGGUUGCAGCCCAACUGCAGUGAAAUUUUAUGCCACAAAUCAACAUUGUAUAUCUGUGAUGGACACAGAUAUCCAUAUCUUCAACAGCAGGAUUAGUAUGGUAGUCGACAGGUUCAACAAGAACUACAAGAAUGCAAAGUUCACAUAUAUCAACAUCUAUGAUCUAACAUCAGCGAACGUUUUCCCAGGUUUCAAGCAGACACAAGUUCCUUGUUGCGAAACAGACCGCAAUGGAUUGUGUGCUCCUAACACAGCCAAAUGCCAGAACGUGAAUGAUUACUUUUACUGGGACGGGUACCGGCCGACCGAGGCAGCAAAUGUAGUCCUGGCAAAUUUAGCAUAUAAUGCCUCUGUUCCAGACAAUGCUUACCCUUACAAUCUCCAACAGUUGAUUGCAUAGACCACCACGAAGGCACUUGAUGAUGGAAACUAAGUCUGCUUUAUAGUGCAGGACUCUCAUUACUUUUAAUAAUUUUUUAUGUAAAAAAAAAAAAAAAUUCCUUACUAAAUCAAACAAAAAAUAAUCUUAAUCCCCUCAAAUUACACAGACUCCAUUGCACAACUUUGUAUUUUUUUCUUCUUCAUUCCAAAUCAAAUCAAGCACUUUCAUUGCUUCGCA